AGCUGGUUGGGUUGCACCACGGAGGCGGCGGGGGAGGUAGCGCCGGGUUGCAUGGGCUGCAUGGGGAGGCGGGGCAGCUGGGGCUGGCGGCAGCAGCGGCCGGAGGGGUGCAGGUGGUGCAGCUGCUGCCGGCAGGAGCGGCAGCGGCUGCAGCAGCAGCAGCGGGGGCCGUGCAGCCGCUGCUGGUCGUGCCUUCCGGCGGCGGGGGCGGGGAUCGGGAGGGGCCACUGCCCUCCUCCCGGUUGCUGCCCGCACCAGGAGGCAUUGGCGGUGGUGGUGGCGGCGGGGGCCGACUCGGCAAGGCAAUGGGUGGUGGUGGCAGCGGAGUGGCUGGAGCAGCCGCGGGCAACGGACCCAUGGGUCUGGGCGGGGGCGGGGGCGGGGGUUACGGCUUGGAGGCGCUGGCGGAUGCGGCGGAGGGCGAGCAGCGCGUGCUGAAGCGCAUGAGGACGGGGGGCUUUGGCGGCGGAGGCGGCACAGUAGCGGCGGCAGGCGGUGCAGUGGGUGGUGCGGCUGGGAAUGGCGACAUGGGCGGCUACAUGGGGCGGCCGGCGGCGGCGGCGGAGGCGGAUGAGAGCGGGUCUGGCAACUCCCUGCACAGUGAUGCCUCAGGCGAUGUGCGCCCCCGCGGCCGCGAACCGGCCCUCUCUGAGGAGCCCCUCCCGCAUGGCCCCCACGGCCCUCUCCUGCACCGCCCCCGCCACCACAACGCCCACUCCAAGACCUCCUCGCUCCUCCAGCAGCAACAGCAGCAGCUGCUGCUGCUUCAACAGUCCUCGCACCUGGGGGGUGGGGCAGGCGACCCCGCACUGGGGCUCCUGCCGCCGCUGGAGCCCUCUGCAGCAGCAGCAGCGCAGCUUCAAGAGCUGCUCGGCUUGCAUCACCCGUCGUACAGCACUCCCCAACAACAACAACAACAACAACAGCUGUUGCUAGCUCACGUCCCGGACGAUGAUCAGAUGAUGCUGCCAUACCACCACCACCAGCACCUGGAGCAGCAGCAGCAGCAGCCAUUGUUGCCACAGCAGCAGCAGCAGCAACAGCAGCAGCAGCAGCAACGGGGGGCUGCAAAGGGAUCCGGUGGGGUAGCAGGGGGAGGGGCAGCGGGUGGAGGAGGAGGAGGAGGAGGAGGUGGCCGGGGCGGCGGCGGCGGGGGUCGCCGCAGGAGGGGCGCCAGUGCGAGUGACGAUGAUGAGGACUACGCGCCGAGUCACCGGGUCGUCGUGUCGGCUCGCUCUCGAGCGCAGGAGAUGGUCUACGAUGCCUCCGCCCUGUUGGACGCCUCCGCAGCAGCAGCAGCUGGCAGCAACCCCACCACCACCGCACCACCACCCGAGGACACCACUACCUCAGCGGGCGCUGCUGCCGCCGCUGCGGAUGCUGCCGAUGGAGCCGAGGGCGACGAAACCGCUGCCGCAGCUAGCGCCGCAGCAGGCGGCAGCAGCAGCGGCGGCGCCGCUGCCGGCGGCGCCCCGCCUGUGUUGAUGACGGGCCGGCGCGCCCCCUCUCAGAAGGGCAUGUGCCACGUGCAGGGCUGCAAUCGCUCCCUAGCCGGCCUGCGCGACUACUACCAGCGCUACAAGAUCUGCGAGCACCACCUCAAGGUGAACAGCGUGCUCAAGGACGGCGUGCCGCACCGCUUCUGCCAGCAGUGCGGCCGCUUCCACCCGCUCACCGAGUUCGACGGCGACCGGCGCUCCUGCCGCACCAUGCUGCAGCGGCACUGCCACCGCCGGGCCAAGCAGAAGCAGGAGCUGGCGGAGGUGCUGGCGGCACGGUUCGAGGAGAAGCAGGUGUCAGCCAGCAUGUCCGCAGUGGUGGCUGCAAUGGCCCGCGGGGCUCAGGCGGGUGGCGGGGUGGGCGCACUGCCGCCCAUGCUGCAGCUGCAGUACCUGGCAGCGGCGGGGCUGCCGGCGGCGGCAGCGGCGGCGGCGGCAGCCGCUGCAGCGGCGGCGGCAGGCGGAGGAGGAGCCGCGGCGGGUGGGGAUGGCGCUGGUGGGGGUGCGGAGGAGGAGCAGCAGCAGCAGCUGCUGCUGCCGCUGCUUGGGUUUGAGGACGCGGCGGCGGUCGCUGCUGCUGCUGCUGCCGCCGUGACUGCGGCAGCUGAGGAGGACGGAGCUGCUGUGGACGGCGGCGUCACCUCAAGUGCGCAGCAGCCGGCAGCAGCAGCAGCAACCUUUGGCCGCAGCGGCAGCGCCAACAGCAGUGCGAUGACCGCAUCAGCCCUUGGCGCCACCGCCCUGGCGCCGAUUGACACCGGUCGUAGCAGCCUGCUUGAGGGUGGUGGACCUGGUAACAACGCGGCUGGUGCGGGCAGUGCUGGCAAUGCUGGUGCGGGCAAUGGAAGCAACGGCGCCGCCGCAGCUGCUGCUUCGGCCACUGCUUCUGGCGCCGCCGCCACAGCUGCUGGUGGUGGUGGCGGUGCGACGGGAGGAGGUGGGCGAGGGACCCGUGGGUCGCUGCCGCCCGGGCUGCACUCGCCUCCCUCCAAGGCGCUGCUGUCAGAGGCGCUGCAGCGACACCGCAUGGAGCAGCUGGAGAAGCAGUCGCAGCAGUUGCAGCUGCUGAUGGGGCUGGCGGCGGCGGCAGGAGGCGACAAUACCCCCAAGCCAGCAGCCCUGGCGGCCGCAACGGCGGCGGGGGAUAUGCCGCAGCUGGCUGCGGCAAUCGCCGCUGCUGCUGCCGCGGCGGCAGCGGGCGUGACUCCGGUCACGGCUAGUGUUGCAGGAGGGGGAGGAGGUGCGCCUGAGGCCACCUCGGGACCAGGCGGCUUGGUGACGGAGGGUGCUGCCGUCAAUGGCGGCGGCAGCGAGGUCGCGGCAGAUGGCGUGAAGCAGCAGCAGGUGCAGCAGCGGCCCCCGGGGAGCAGCAGCUUGGGGAGCUUGAGCGGCGGCGGCGGCGGCGCAGCAGUUGCAGCAGCAGCAGCCCCGGAAAUCAAGAUGGAAACCGCCCCUGUAGGGGAGGCUGCGGCAGUAGCGACGCCGGUGCCGCCUGCUGCUGGUGCAGCGGCGGCGGCGGCGGGCGCUGACGGCGGCCAGGGCCCACCGUCUCCCGGUAUCGGCUACUUGGAAGCCGGACGUGGCGAUGACCUGCCUGUGAUGGCUGCGGAUGCGGAUGCAGCUGCACCUGCUCCCACUGCUGGGGAUGCGCAGGAAGCGGGGGGCGGCCAGCGGGUGUGAUGGCCCACAUACGCAGUAACACGGGUGAACGCAUGCAGACGGGUGUUUGGGGAGCUUGCGGGGAGGGGGGAACGAACGGGUUGUUGGCUGAAAGAAUGCGCCGGUGCUCCUGCCAAUCCUGCCAAGGAGGACCAUGGGUGGGAGGUGAGACGCAAGAUAGCUUACGGUGAACGAACAAGAAACGUGUGAGGAGGAAGGAGUGACGGUAUCUACGACAGUAUCAACGACGGCAGGGGCAAUGACAGCGCUCUGCUGCUGUCCAUACAAUAGAUCUCAUGACGCUGGUAGCCUUGAUUGUGCGUGAAGUCUGUUGUAAUUGUCGUUUUCUUUUUCCCAAGCGGUCUUCAUCUUAACCUUUCGACGUAUGCCCGAUUGCCUGCUUGUUCGCUUGCUUGCCUAACAUGGAGGGAGAAGAUGUGCGCUGCAGCCGAAACGUUCGUGCAGCGCGUAGACGCCCCUACGCGCCACGUGUCAACAACCGCUUGCACCGCGCGUCCGUGCGUGUUGUAUGCGUAUGUGUACACCAAUAUGGUCCUUUUGAGUCCUUUGUUGCGCUUCAAUGUGUGUUGUUAUUGCGUUGAGACAACAUGUUCUUCAUUCUAUCCAGCUGGGAAAGCAGCAGCAGCAGCAGCUGCUAGCAGCGCUGCCGCUGCUGCGGACGGCCACUGAAAGGAACUUUGCGCCCAGCGCCGCUGUUAAACACUUUUGGCGUGUGCGCGUGUGUAUUAAGAGAACUUGCCCCCAGGUGUGCGUGUGUGUGUGUUAAGAAAACCGGUGUGUUAAAAAUAACUGGGGUGUGUGUUAAGAAAACUGGUGUGUGUGUGUUUACAUGUAUGUGUACGUAUUCUUGUGCGCAAAGACUACACCAAAAACGUGUGCGCGCAUGCGUGCACAUCGUGUGUGAUCGUGCGUCGUGUCCCUUUUCUUUGGAAGAUUUUGGCCAAUGUCCGAUGCGCCUAAAGUACGGUUAUAUGAGCUAGAAGGUCACACCAAAAGUUCCAAUUUGAAGACUCGAUUGCAGCGGAGGAGGAAGGGAUGCGGAUGGAGGGUGGUGUUACUAUUGGCAUCUGUUGGGUUGGCGGUAUGAGAGAGCGCGGACGAUGAACAGCUGCCUGGGAGGAGGAGGAGGAGUUUUAUCUUGUUGUGUUUUCUCGAUGCAAGUGAAGGUGUUGGAGGUGUUCAUGGAAACGCAAAGUGAAGGGGUGCUGUGACGUCGUUGCCGGUCACACAGCAGUUUUCAUGACGUCAUGAGCCGGUGGUGGUGGCGGUUACGAUGAUACUCUUUUCUUCCAGUUUCUUGCUUAACCGAACGACUUCGAAGGACGCGAAUACGAGCUCUCCAAGGCCUGCACAGUAUAUCAGAUUCAGGGCUUGGAGAGCAGAUGGUAUUGCUGGUAAUUAGUUUGCCACUGGUAGGGUGGUGGUGGUGGUGACAUCACAGGUCGGAAACGGUUGGUUGGUUGUUGUGUAGGAGGUUUGGGGCAAGGGCUGCUCCAGGUUUGGAUUGGGUGUCCCUUGACUUCUGACGAGCAGUCCUUGUGAUGGCCCACACGGGUACACACGGUGUGGGCGCAGGCUGAGCAACUGUUUACAUCGCCUGCUAACAUCGCAAGGAAGGAGCCGGAGGGGAAGAAGGCAAGCUUAUAAGACGUGUUGUGAUUUUGAUUCCCACCGGCGCCACUGUGUGUAAGAGGGAGAAUGCGGUUUUGCAACGGUGUAAGGACGUUGAGGGUGAUUGUCUGCUCGGACACCGUCUGAGGUCGGGAAAACGGAGCGUUGGAAAAGGGAACGUUCCCGGAGGAGGUUGGCACUGAAUGCGUUGAGAGAGUUGGCGACAGCACCACACUCGCAGCGCUCUAGCUCGCCCCUGGCAGCAGGUGCCCAAGUGACAUGGAAGUGGAGGUGUAUGUGGUGGACGGCGGGGUGGGCGGGUGGGUGGGUGUUGGCGCGGACGAGGUGGGGCGCCGGUGGGUGGUCCCGUGGGUGGUGAGAAGGGGGAACCACGGCUGCUGCUGCUGCGGGGGAUGGCGGCUCAUGUUGCGGGGGUUUGUUUUGAGCUGGAGAAAAGGUGUGCUCAUGUGCUUCCAACACCGUGGUACUUUUGUCCGUACAUGGUGUUCGCGAAAGUUCCUCUUAACGCGUCUGUGGCUAUGAAUCCCGAGUCUGGGUGUUUUGUGCGUGUGGGUAUUGGGGGUUGUAGACCAUCGCUCAGCAAGUAAAUUAUCACGCAGCCUUGACCUGAUGACCCACAUGCUGCUCCCCUUCCCCUUGCACCCGACGCUGUUGUGUUGUUAUUCAUGUUAUCGUUCUACAACCACCCCCUCCCAUGACCGGGGAGGAGGUGGAUGUUGGAAAUCCCGUUGAGGGCCACCAGAUUUCCUAUGCCCCCAAAGCAGUGCUUCGGCGACAGCGGCUUAUUUAGGUGUGUUUGUCUGUAUCAAACUGUGCGUGCGUGUUUGCUGAUGGUCGCAGCGAAAACGAGCAGCGGAAGAGAUGUUAACAGGGAGAAGCGAACAACUACAAGUCAGGGCAUGCCAUUACCACCACCGUUGGUGACAUUCCUGCCGCCAUUGUUUGCUGCUGCUGCUGCUGCUGCGCAGUCAUUCCGGGCCAUGAAGACGUGUUUGGCAGGUGUUGGUUUUCCAAGAGAGCGCUUUCUCCUUGUGUCUGCCGCCGCGGCAUGUGGUAGUCUCUGGCAAUGGUGGAGGUGGAGGAGAAGAGCUCUGUCCCCUGCCAGUCCCUGCCGAUGUUCUUUCCCACACGCGGUAUGCUGUCAUCCUUGCAUGUAGCGCUUUCUAUCAAUGCCGAAGCAUUUGGCUUUCGGGCGCGUGUGUGUCUGCUGAUGUGCCGUGUAUUCCCUUCUCUGUGUUGUGCGUGGGUGCAACCCAAGACUUUAAUCGUCUGGGCGCUACUUGGGCGGGACGCUACAUUUAGAGACGGUGCGUCUUGUGCCUUUUUUGCGAUGUUCUGUAACGUUAUUUCCCACGAAAAGUGAUUUUCCACGAUUACCCUAUGCUAAUGAUCGAUGUGAUGUGCCUUGUUCGUUCGCGCGUUUGUUCGUCUGUGUGUGUGUGCAAUGCUUUAUGCGGUAUGUAACGGCAUGAUGGAGUCGAGCAACAGGCCGGCCAACGUCCAAAUCCAACAACAUGUGUGGACUGCGUUCGUCGCUCUGUUUCCCUCGGGUUUCACGUCACCGCAUGCACAUCUCCCGGCUAUAGGCGCCACACACCUACACGAGCGAGUGUGUUUUGCAUGCACGCUGGGGCCUCAUACCCCGUCAUCCAUUGGGAUGUGGACUGGUAAUUUAUAAUGCGGCGCAGGGCAGACUAAGGUUCCAUAGUGGCUGGUCCUUAACCCGCCAUGCUUAACUGCAUACCGGACUCCCUGUAUCACGGUUUGCCCUUGGGCUGUCGCAAUUUACAGUCAUAUAUGUUCCUUUAUAAUCUAUGCAAUGAGUAC
Messenger RNA from Astrephomene gubernaculifera, 6638 nucleotides. NCBI's taxonomy places the organism in Eukaryota, Viridiplantae, Chlorophyta, Chlorophyceae, Chlamydomonadales, Astrephomenaceae. The record is from the annotation of a GenBank genome assembly.